GGAGGCGGGCCGGAGUGCGGUGUCUGCUUCCCAGGCCCAGCCCGGCUCCCCUGGCCCCGGCCGGCGGGAGGCCUCUGAGAAGGCCCGGGGAGGAAGGAGAGCGAGGAGGAGGAGAGGAGCCAGGCCCACGGAGGCCCUUUCCCCAAGAUGGAGAUCAAUCCCGAUGGUUUUGGCCCCGCCGGGGAUGUCCUCAGCCCAGAACCCACCUGCUACCAAUGCUCCACUUGCUGCGCGGAUGAGGAUCGCAGUUGCGCCAGCGCCAUGCGGAGCCGCUCCAAGACGCGCAGUUUAUCUGCUUCUCCGGCCCUGGGCAGCGCCAGAGAAUUCAGGAGGACGCGCUCCUUGCAUGGACCAUGCCCAGUGACCACGUUUGGACCAAAGGCCUGCAUGCUGCAGAACCCCAAAACGAUCAUGCACAUUCAGGACCCAGGAAGCCAGCGGUUGACGUGGAACAAGCCUCCCAAGAGCGUCCUCGUGAUCAAGAAGAUCCGGGACGCCACUCUCCUGCAGCCCUUCAAGGAACUCUGCAUCUAUCUCACAGAGGUCAACAACAUGAUUGUUUACGUCGAGAAGAAAGUGCUGGAAGACCCAGCCAUCAUGAACGACGAUAGUUUUGGAGCAAUGAAGAAAAGGUUUUGCACUUUCAGAGAAGACUAUGAUGAUAUCUCAAACCAGAUAGACUUUAUCAUCUGCCUGGGAGGAGAUGGGACCUUGCUGUAUGCUUCUUCGCUUUUCCCGGGCAGCGUGCCUCCAGUUAUGGCUUUCCAUUUGGGAUCGCUUGGAUUCCUCACCCCUUUCAAUUUUGAGAAUUUUCAGUCCCAAGUCGCUCAGGUUAUCGAAGGCAACGCAGCACUUGUUCUGCGAAGUCGACUUAAGGUGAAGGUGGUCAAGGAGCACAGAGAGAAGAAGAUGAUGAUCCAGAACGGGAUCGAAGAAAACGGAGUGAUGCCUCCUCCAAGUCUAGAGAAAGAAGUGUUCAAGCAAGCGAUUCAGUAUCAGGUCCUGAAUGAAGUGGUGGUGGACCGAGGCCCUUCCUCUUACCUCUCCAACGUGGACGUCUUUCUCGAUGGGCACCUCAUCACCACGGUGCAAGGAGAUGGUGUCAUUGUGUCCACUCCGACGGGCAGCACAGCCUAUGCAGCAGCGGCCGGCGCGUCCAUGAUCCACCCCAACGUCCCUGCGAUCAUGAUCACCCCCAUCUGCCCCCACUCGCUGUCCUUCCGGCCCAUCGUUGUUCCUGCAGGAGUGGAGCUGAAGAUAAUGCUUUCUCCUGACGCCAGAAACACAGCAUGGGUUUCCUUUGAUGGGCGGAAAAGACAGGAAGUCUGCCACGGGGACAGCAUCAGCAUCACUACCUCUUGUUACCCUCUCCCAUCCAUCUGUUUCCAAGACCCUGUCAGUGACUGGUUUGAGAGUCUGGCCGAGUGUUUGCACUGGAACGUGCGGAAGAAGCAAAAUAACUUUGCGGUGGAUGAGGAAGACGAGUUUUGAGCGCUAUCCCUGUGUCUAAAAUUCUAUUUUUUACGCCGAAAUCUGCUGGGACUAGACCAAGAAAUAUAUAAAUAUAUAAAUAUAAAUUUUCAAAGAUGACAGCGAUGUACCUCAUAUCCGUCUGUUCUGCUGCUGACCAGAGACGUCACCUUUUCUGUCUGUCGGGAACACUUUGAGAGUCACAAGUAGAGACUCCUUUUGUCGAGCGGAUUGUUUGUUUGUCAGCGUGCGCUGUGUUUCCCAGCAAAGAGAAGCAAAGCGUUUUGCAGAAGCCUUAUUAAAACCAUUGGCGUUUCUUUGGACUUGUUUCUCACGGGGGCUUAUCCCAGAUUUUGGUGAAUUUGCAAAAGGCUGUUGCAACGGCGCUCGUAAAACGUGCACUUAGCAAAGCAAGAAGGAUCGGUGGGACGGUUCCUUGAGGUCCACUUUUUUUCUGGCUUUGGUUUACGGAAAAAGGUUUUCAUGCUGGGUUUUCCCAUU
Messenger RNA from Anolis sagrei ordinatus, 1971 nucleotides. The record is from RefSeq and is a predicted model, not a curated record. Lineage: Eukaryota; Metazoa; Chordata; Lepidosauria; Squamata; Anolidae.